CUCUGGUUAUAUGUUAUGAGGCGAAGCAGGAAAACAGUGAUCAAAUAAAAGUAAAAGCUAGCUCUGUAUAAAUGCAACAAAAAAAAAAAAGAAAAAAGUGACGUCACAAAAAAAUCUGGUAUUAAUAAGGUCACGCCAAAAAUUGUUUCAGUCGCUGUCAAGAGAAGCUGUUGCUGAAGGAAAUGAGCUGCCCAUGUUGUCCCCGCAUUUAUAUUCCGCGAGGUCCACGACUUCGCAUAGUAUUGAUUGGAAAAACUGGAGUGGGAAAAAGUGCUUUGGGAAAUACUAUACUUUGCAGAAAGGUUUUUGAAUCAAGCCCUUCUGCAACCUCUGUCACUGAGCGGUGCAAAAAAGCAAUGGUCUGUAACAAAAGAGAGAUUUAUGUGAUUGACACCCCUGGAAUCUUGGAUACCAGCAAAUCAAAAGAACUCAUCAAAAGAGAAAUAGUGAGAUGUAUACAGGUCUCAGCACCAGGUCCUCAUGCGUUCCUGCUGGUGAUACAAAUUGGCCGUUUCACUGCUGAGGAGCAAAGAUCAGUCCAGGCCCUGCAAGAGCUCUUUGGAGAAGAAGCUUCAAAAUACAUGAUAGUGGUCUUCACUCAUGCAGAUUUACUUGGUAAUCAAACAGUUGAGGAAUAUGUGAAAACCGGCCAUGCAGAACUCCGUAGAGUGAUCCAGAGUUGUGGUAGUAGAUAUGUUGCUUUUGAUAACACUGAAAAGAACAAUCGAGUUCAAGUAAGAAGAUUAAUGGAGAAAAUUGAUGAAAUGGUGGCAGCAAAUGGGGGAGAAUGCUUCACUCAGGACAUGUUUAUAGAAGCGGAAGAAAAGAUUCAGCAACAGAAAGUGGAGAGAGCAGCCGCAGAGCUUCUAGAGUAUCAGUUUAGCUUUCUUGGGAUUCUUGACAACAGAGUUGCUUUGUUCCAACAAGUAUUGAUGGAGGGUCUUUUAGAACAGGCCGCUCUUGAUUAGCAGCACUUCUGAAAAC
Molecule: messenger RNA, 984 nt
Organism: Carassius auratus (goldfish)
Lineage: Eukaryota; Metazoa; Chordata; Actinopteri; Cypriniformes; Cyprinidae
Product: GTPase IMAP family member 7-like
Exons: 2
Coding region: 183-968 (261 amino acids)
Molecular function (GO): GTP binding
Source: RefSeq, a predicted model, not a curated record